Molecule: messenger RNA, 1763 nt
Organism: Calypte anna (Anna's hummingbird)
Lineage: Eukaryota; Metazoa; Chordata; Aves; Apodiformes; Trochilidae
Product: ectonucleoside triphosphate diphosphohydrolase 8-like
Exons: 10
Coding region: 86-1582 (498 amino acids)
Biological process (GO): nucleoside diphosphate catabolic process
Cellular component (GO): plasma membrane
Molecular function (GO): GDP phosphatase activity; UDP phosphatase activity
Source: RefSeq, a predicted model, not a curated record
GGGGCCGUGCCCGGGGACACCGAGGGAGCAGCGGUGUCUGCUCAGCUCGGGACAACGAGGAAGGAGGGGGGCUGAGGGCACAGCCAUGGGCCUGAUGGGGGCACUGGUCUGGGGCUCGGCGGCUCUACUGGGGGUGCUGGGGAUGGCCGCCUUCCUCCUGGUCCUGACCCCGGCAAAGGAUGCCGUGCUUCCUGCAAGGCACAAAUAUGGACUGGUGUUUGAUGCUGGCUCCACACACACAGCUCUCUACGUGUACCGGUGGCCCAGGGACAAGGAGAACGGCACCGGCAUCAUCUCCCAGGUGGGGACCUGCACUGUGUCUGGCCCUGGCAUCUCCAGCUAUGCAGAGGACCCCGCUGGGGCUGGAGCCAGCCUGAGGCCCUGCCUGGACAAGGCCAUGGAGAUUGUCCCAUCCGAGCAGCAGCGGGAGACCCCAACCCUCCUGGGGGCCACAGCAGGGAUGAGGCUGCUGAGGGAGCAGAACAGCACCAAGGCCCAGCGGGUCUUGGCUGAGGUCGCCAAGGUGAUUGGGGAGUACCCCGUGGAGUUCCGUGGAGCUCGGAUCCUGACGGGGAAUGAGGAGGGCUCCUUGGGUUGGAUCACAGUCAACUACCUGCUGGAGACCCUCGUGAAGUUUUCCUUUGCAGAGAAAUGGGAACAUCCACGGGACACGGAGGUUUUUGGAGCUCUGGACCUUGGAGGUGCCUCAACACAAAUCACCUUCCAGCCUGGAGUGCCCAUUGAGGAUGAGAACACUUCCAUGUUCUUCAGGCUUUACGGCACCAACUACUCCCUCUAUACCCACAGCUACUUAUGCUAUGGGCAGAACCAGGCCCUGAAGAUGCUGCUGGCAGCUCUUCACCAGGCCAGCAGGUCUCUCCAGGUAUCCCACCCCUGCUACCCCGAGGGAUACCAGGAGAACAUCCCCACAGCAGAGCUCUACAACAGCCCCUGUGUCCGUGCACCCAGCACCCCCAGCUCCUCAGAGGUCCUGACAGUGACAGGGACAGGGGACCCAGUGGCAUGUCAGACGGCCAUCCGGAAACUCUUCAACUUCAGCUGUGGGGCCAACAGGACGUGCGGGUUCAACGGGGUCUAUCAGCCCCCCCUGCGGGGACAGUUCUUUGCCUUUUCAGGGCUUUAUUACAACUUUCACUUUCUGAACCUGACCAGCAGGCAGCCCCUGGGCUUGGUCAAUGCCACCAUCUGGCACUUGUGCAACAGCAGCUGGAAGGAGGUGCAGAAGAAUUUCCCCACCCUAAACAGGACGCAGCUCCGUGAUGCCUGUGCUGUCAGCUCCUACAUCCUCACCCUUCUGCAAGGCUACAAAUUCAACAACGUGACAUGGCCUCACAUCCACUUUGUCCAGCAGGUUGCUGAUGUGGAUGUGGGCUGGACUCUGGGCUACAUGCUCAAUCUCACCAACAUGAUGCCUUCAGAGACUCCCCAGAGGGUCGUGGGGCUCCAGAGGAGCAGCUGGAUAGCAGCCACAGUUUUACUGGCCAUCAUGCUUAUCCUCAUCUUCUGCCUGCUCACAGUCACAUGCUGCCAGAGAAAUUCCUUCAGUUACCAGAGCCUUUAGCAGUGCUGCCUCCACAGGCACCCAAAGCCAUUUUCUCUGCUUCCACACUUGUGAGAGGAACAGCAGGAAUUGUCCCCAUGUGUCCAGGAGCUGUGAACUCAUCAUGUGGGGCACCUGUGUCCUGGCCUGGUGAGCUGGAACCCAGCACAGGCUUUAAAAAACCCUCCUCCCUGGAGCUGUG